AAAGUAGAGGAGAGUGUACCAGUUUUAAGUUCGAGCCCGGGGGCGCUCCAGCUUCCUUCUUUCUACUCUGGAAUAGCUCCACAUCCGCAGUGGCUCUGGGCAGGGAACAAACUCUCCCAAGUUGGAACCCGCCCAGGGCACAGGACAACCCCGCGCCGGGCGCACGGCCCAGCCUGGAACUCCACUCGCUCAGGCAGACGGGUGGAGCCAGGUGGAGAAAGGGAGUUGUGUGCAUUUUGUCCCAGGCCAGGGGAUUGGGGGCGGUGCUCCUCCCUCGUGGUGGAGAAGAGGAGGAGGAAGAGAGGGUAGCUUCUCUGCAGCGCGGUGCCAUCGCCCCGCCCCUAUACCUCUGAAGCCUCAGGGCUGCCCUGGACUACCAAAGCUGCUGAGGACAGAGCGCAGAAGCGAGUACCUCCAGCGCCUGGCCGGGAUGUGCCGAGUGCCGGGAUCCCAGAGAUCGAGAGCCACAGCUGCGAGCCCCAGUUGGCUCGCGCUAGGCUCGUGGUCUGCGCUGCCUGGGCUGCUGCCGCUGCUGUUUCUGUACUCACUUCUAUGGCCCGGAGUGAGCUCCUGGAAGCUCACCAUCCUGCACACCAAUGACCUACACAGCCGCCUGGAGCAGACCAGCGAAGACUCUGGCAAAUGCACUGUCGUUGCGAAGUGCGUGGGCGGCGUGGCCCGCUUGAGCACCAAGGUCCAGGAGAUCCGCCAAGCCGAACCCAACGUGUUGCUACUGGAUGCUGGGGACCAGUACCAGGGAACUGUCUGGUUCACCGUAUACAAGGGCACCGAGGUGGCUCAUUUUAUGAACGCCUUGGGUUACGAUGCUAUGGCCCUGGGAAACCAUGAAUUUGAUAAUGGAGUGGAGGGAUUGUUGAAUCCGUUACUUAAGGAAGUCAAGUUUCCAGUUCUCAGUGCUAACAUUCAAGCCAAAGAACCACUUGCAUCUCAAAUAUCUGGAUAUUAUCAUGCAUAUAAAAUUCUACCUGUUGGUCAAGAGAAAGUGGGAAUCAUUGGGUAUACCUCCAAGGAGACCCCUGUCCUUUCAAGACCAGGAAAAUAUUUAGCAUUUGAAGAUGAAAUCCCUUCCUUGCAGACCCAAGUGGAUAAGCUGAAAACUCUUGGAGUGAACAAAAUUAUUGCCUUGGGCCACUCAGGUUUUGAAAUGGAUAAGCUCAUUGCUCAAAAGGUGAAAGGUGUGGAUGUUGUAGUGGGAGGACACACGAACACAUUUCUCUAUACAGGCCGCCCUCCUCCAUCCAAGGAAGUGCCUGCUGGGGACUAUCCAUUCAUAGUCACAGCUGAUGAUGGCCGGAAGGUCCCAGUUGUUCAAGCUUAUGCAUUUGGAAAAUAUCUGGGGUACCUAAAUGUUGAAUUUGACAAUGAAGGAAAUGUAGCCACAUCACAUGGAAAUCCUAUUCUCCUAAACAGCAGCAUUCCAGAAGAUCCACUCAUAAAAGCAGAAAUCGACAGGUGGAGGGUAAAACUGGACAAUUACUCUAAGCAGGAGUUAGGGAAAACCAUUGUUUAUCUGGAUGGCUCCACACAAACCUGCCGCUUUAAGGAAUGUAACAUGGGGAAUUUGAUUUGUGAUGCUAUGAUUUACAACAACCUUAGACAUCCUGAUGAAAUGACUUGGAACCAUGUUUCCAUGUGCAUCCUGAACUCAGGAGGCAUUCGAGCCCCCAUUGAUGAACAGAACAAUGGUACAAUCACAUGGGAAAACCUGGCUUCUGUGUUGCCCUUUGGGGGCACUUUUGACCUAAUUGAGUUAAAAGGCUCCACUCUGAAAAAGGCCUUUGAGCACAGUGUACAUCGCUACGGCCUGUCCUCUGGAGAGUUCCUGCAGGUGGGCGGAAUCCAUGUAGUAUAUGAUCUGAAACAAAAUCCUGGGAAUAGAGUGAUAAGUUUAGAUGUUCUUUGUACCAAGUGCCGAGUGCCAACUUAUGUGCCUCUCCAAAUGGAUGAAGUCUACAAAAUUGUCCUCCCAAGCUUUCUCGCUGAAGGAGGGGAUGGAUUCCAAAUGAUUAAAGAAGAAUCCUUGAAGCACGAUUCUGGUGACCAAGAUAUCAAUGUCGUUUCUGAAUACAUCAACAAAAUGAAAGUGGUUUAUCCAGCAGUUGAAGGCCGGAUCAAAUUUUCUUCAGGCAUUCAUCUUCAAGCAAACCUCUUCAUCAUCUCCCUCACAUUUUUGGCACUGAAUUUGGUUCUUUACCAAUAACUGAGUUUUUUUCAUGAAAUUUAUAGGAGUAGGAAAAACACAAAACAGAUUGCUCUGCAAGUGUUUUUAAAAAAUUUUUUUGGACAAUGGUUAAGGUUCUGAUUUGUGCUCAGUUACCUACCAUUAUGAAAGCACAAUUCAGCUUCAUAGGUCUGCUUGAAGCUAAUGCUUCCUGAAUAUUGUAACAACUCAUUAACUCGGGAUGGGGAUGGGAGGGAGGACUGGUGAGCUAUGGAUGAGCAAGAAUAACACAAGAAAAUAAGUGUCCCACACUGUUACUAAACUUUUUAGCUUUUAUGCCUUGGGAUUCAAUGAAUAACAAAUAGCAAGAAAUACUAAGUUGGUACAACUUCCCAAGUAGUUUAAAAAAAAAUACACAUAUUUUAAGUUGCGUUCUCCUUUUCUAUACCCAAGCCAGGAUGUCACUUCCAGAAGUACAGAUAAUUUCAUUGAGAUGCUUGGCUGUCUUCUUUCAUUAUCAAUGUCAGUUAGUUAGUCUAUCUAGGACACUGAAAGGAUUAUUUCUGAGCCAUAUCUAUUCAAUGCCCUUAGUGCUCAAAGGAGGUGUUGGAUAUCUUGUCCAAUUAAUAUGAUGCAAGUUCCAGGGUAAUACUUUCCCUUUUUUUUAAGGCUUUGAAUUGGAGUGGUUGUGUGGUAUAGUGAAUAAACUUGGAGUCAGGAAGAAUUGUCUUUCAAGUCCUGUCACUGACAUACUUAGCUGUGUAACCAGGGACAAGUCAUUUAACUUCCCAGUGCCCUGGACAGCUUCCUAAGAUUUUAACAUACAAAUGAAUUUCUAAUCUGCUUUGGUAGAGGGAAUUUUCAGACCAGGAUUUCCAAGUGUGAAAAAGGUCAGACCUUUAAAAAAAAUAAAGACUUUUUAUUACAUUUCAUUUGGA
This is a messenger RNA of Dromiciops gliroides (monito del monte), 3120 nucleotides long. It is a transcript of the gene NT5E, whose product is annotated as 5'-nucleotidase ecto. NCBI's taxonomy places the organism in Eukaryota, Metazoa, Chordata, Mammalia, Microbiotheria, Microbiotheriidae. The transcript has 9 exons. Gene Ontology annotation, cellular component: plasma membrane. The record is from RefSeq and is a predicted model, not a curated record. Gene Ontology annotation, molecular function: 5'-nucleotidase activity; nucleotide binding; metal ion binding. Bases 431 to 2221 code for a protein of 596 amino acids. Gene Ontology annotation, biological process: AMP catabolic process.